This is a messenger RNA of Theileria parva strain Muguga, 522 nucleotides long. RefSeq lists its product as uncharacterized. Bases 52 to 519 code for a protein of 155 amino acids. NCBI's taxonomy places the organism in Eukaryota, Apicomplexa, Aconoidasida, Piroplasmida, Theileriidae. The transcript is spliced from 5 exons. The record is from RefSeq and is a predicted model, not a curated record.
UAUUAUUGUAGCAAUAAUAUGGUAAAUUAAUUGGUUAAAAUAAUAAUUAAGAUGUGUAAAUUGUUAUGUUAUUUUUUACUUUUUGUUUAUUUUGCUGAAUCACACACCAAUAAUGGGUUAAAUAUUGAUAUAAAUUAUAAUAAUGAUUCAAAUAUUGAAAAUACAACCAAUUCUAUUAAAAGUGAUAUAUUGGUGAACAAAUUACCAGUACCAUAUUUAUAUAUUAAACCAAAUGAACUUGAAAAUGUACACCAAAUCGCCGAAUCAGCAUUGGAGAAUGAAUCCAUCAUCGCAGACACUGAGGAUGUAUAUGAGAGAAUAAUAUCAGAAAUAGAAGAGAGAUCGCCCGAGGAGAUGAUAAUGGACAUUAUAGGGAAAAUCAACAAAUUAGAAGCUUUAAAAGCUCAAUUAGGAACUGAAGAAAGAAUAGCAAGAUUGAAAUUAUCUGGAAAGAAUGCAACUUAUGCAAAUUCUAUACCCGUUUCACAUCCCAUCGCUGUAAAUCCAACUACAACUUAAUUU